AUGAACCUAAAGAAAACAAUCGAAGACCAUUGGCAGGCAUCGGAAGAUAAUAACAUUGAAGCCGAACACGCCAUCUAUGCCGUAGAUGCGAUACCCGACUACCCACAAUCAGGGGAGCGCUUCAAAGGCCGUGCGACCAUCUCUGCGCAACGUGGGGGACACCCAGCUGACCGACACUUUACGGUACUACGAAUCUCAGGCGACGGCCAUCUAUGGGUGAGCGAAUGCAUCAUAACCUACGACGGAGAGCCAACAUAUUCAAUCUCCAUUAUGCAAUUCGAUGGGGAGCUGGUGGCUCACGAGACGCAAUAUUUCGCUGGUAAAUUUGGUGCGGCUCCGUCGAGGGCAGCACUUGCUGAGCCUAUGCCUGGCAGAAAUAUUGAACGGGCAUGA
Molecule: messenger RNA, 393 nt
Organism: Penicillium nucicola
Lineage: Eukaryota; Fungi; Ascomycota; Eurotiomycetes; Eurotiales; Aspergillaceae
Exons: 1
Coding region: 1-393 (130 amino acids)
Source: RefSeq, a predicted model, not a curated record